Molecule: messenger RNA, 1221 nt
Organism: Tribolium madens (black flour beetle)
Lineage: Eukaryota; Metazoa; Arthropoda; Insecta; Coleoptera; Tenebrionidae
Product: odorant receptor 42b-like
Exons: 5
Biological process (GO): sensory perception of smell; detection of chemical stimulus involved in sensory perception of smell
Cellular component (GO): plasma membrane
Molecular function (GO): olfactory receptor activity; odorant binding
Source: RefSeq, a predicted model, not a curated record
AUGGCAAAUGAUUAUAAUCUAAGAAAGUUUUGUAUCUCACACUCCAGUUUGUGCAAUAUGGUUGUGGUGGAAAGAAUUAACUUAUUUGAACCUUUCGAUAAUGUCAUCCGUCUACUCAAAUUUUUGGGCUGUUGGUAUUUUCCAGACGAAAGCGUAGUUUAUAAAAUUUACAAAAACUUUGUAAUAACUACGUGUUUCGUAUAUACUUUAACAAUCUGUAUUUCGGGAUUUCAAACUGGGUCCAUUGAAACUUGGGAAGUCGCAGUCGGUACCGCGGAAGGAGUUUUGAAAAGUGUAAUAUUCCGUAGAAAAUUCCAAAAAAUCACCGAAUCAUGGCAACAAAUACAGCAAGAAGAAUUUCAACCAAGAAAUGAAAAACAAAGAACAAUUUUAAAAAGAUACAUUGAGAUAACAAAAUUUGUCUUCAGAAUAUAUUUUUUUGGAGCAUAUAUUGGUUGUGUAAGCGGAGUAAUUAUAUCGUCUUAUUUGAGACACAAAGAUUUACCCACGGAUCACUGGUUUCCAUUUGAUUAUCACAAACCUAUUUUGUACCAAUAUAUUUAUACUCAUAUAGCAGUUGGUCUAUAUCUUAAUUCUCUUUUAAAUUGUGUUUUCGAUUCAUGUUUAUUCGUAUCUUUGCUGCAAAUUACAGCUCAGUGUGAGAUACUGAUUGAUACACUUAAAAAUAUCCACAACUUACAUGAACUAAAUGCAGAUAACAAAGUUUCAGAACAGAAAAGUAAGAAUGAAGUAAUGAAUGAAAUUCUAAUCGAAUGUAUACAACAUUACCUCCUUAUUAAAAAGUACACUAACUUAAUUACAGAUGGUUUCAAAGAAAUUAUUAGUUUACAGUUAUUUUUACCGACAUUUGCAAUGAUUUGUUUCUCAAUGUAUAAAAUAUCUCAGCUACAACCAUCAGACACACAAUUUUGGUUUUUUGUAUUCACUGCACUCGGUGUCACUGUCCAAAUUUUUUUUUAAUGUUUUCUUGGUAAUCUGGUUACUACCACAAGUGAAAAAUUAUUUUAUGCAACGUUUGAGUCACAAUGGUACGAAGCAUCUGAAAACUUUAAGAAAAAUUUAAUUAUGGUCAUGAUCACAGUUCAAGAUCCGAUUAUUUUUUAUGGUUGGAAUAUUUUUGCAAUCAACUAUGAGACAUUUAAAUCAAUUAUGCGAAUUUCAUGGAGCAUUUGUGUUGCUUUGAAAAGUAUACAAGAUUAA